This is a messenger RNA of Labrus bergylta (ballan wrasse), 1904 nucleotides long. The record is from RefSeq and is a predicted model, not a curated record. NCBI's taxonomy places the organism in Eukaryota, Metazoa, Chordata, Actinopteri, Labriformes, Labridae.
AUGGAUUGUGGACCUCCGCUCUCUCUGUCACUCCUCUUAAGGGUGUUUAUGAUUUCUGCCACAGCAUCAGCAGUCAACCUUGAAGGAGAACUUUUCAAGGACUUGAUGAAAGGCUACAACAAGAACGUGCGACCCAUAGAGAAGAGUGGUGACAUCUCUAAGGUCGACAUCAAGAUGACGCUCACCAACCUCAUCUCUCUGAACGAGAAGGAGGAGGCCCUGACAACCAGCGUCUGGAUAGAAAUGCAAUGGUGUGACCAUAGACUUAGAUGGGACCAGCCGCCCAGGUCAGCUCUGUAUGGGAACAUCACGUCUCAGUUACGGGUCCCCUCUAAGAGCAUCUGGCUGCCAGACGUCAUCCUGGAGAACAAUGUGGAUGGACAGUUCGAGGUAGCGCUCUACUGCAAUGCCCUGGUGUCUCCUGACGGCUGUGUGUACUGGCUGCCUCCCGCCAUCUACCGCAGCGCUUGUUCCAUCACUGUCAACUACUUUCCCUUCGACUGGCAGAACUGCACCAUGAUCUUCCGACCUCAUGUGUUCUCCGUGUUCAGCUCUCAGACGUACAGCGCCAACGAGAUUGAACUGGUUCUCAAAGAAGAAGAUAACCACACGCUGGAGUGGGUGGAUAUUGACCCAGAGGCUUUCACAGAAAACGGAGAGUGGGCCAUCAAACACCGGCCGGCUAAGAAAGUGAUCAACAGCCAGUUCACAAAAGAUGAGCUGGAGUACCAGGAGGUGGUCUUCUUCCUCGUCAUCCAGAGGAAACCCCUCUUCUACAUCAUCAAUUACAUUGUUCCCUGUGUGCUCUUCUCCUCUCUCUGCCUCCUCGUCUUCUACUUACCUGCCAAAGCUGGUGGUCAGAAGUGCACCAUGUCUAUCGCCACGCUUCUCGGCCAGACUGUGUUCCUCUUCCUCAUCGCUAAGAAGGUUCCAGAGACUUCAAAGGCGGUGCCUCUUAUUGGAAAGUAUUUGAUGUUUGUGAUGUCAGUGACCACCAUGGUGGUGAUGAACUGUGUGAUCGUCCUCAACGUCUCUCUGAGAACCCCGAACACUCACAUAUUGACAGACAAUGUCCGAAAGAUCCUACUGAACAUCCUGCCUCGGCUGCUGAGAAUGCAGAUGAAACCCUGGACACCUAACGAUGACAAAACGUCAGAAACAGUUGGAAAUGGAAACGAUCAGGAUACAAACACCUUAUUUAUGGUCAACAGCCGACGCCGCAGCUCCAUGACCCUCAUCACCAAGGCGGAGGAAUACACGAUGAAAACAGCUCGCUCUGAACUCAUGUUUGCCAGACUCAAAGAAAGAAACGGAAUGGUGAAAACAGUGCUGGAGAGGCUUAACAGCGGACUUGAGGGGGGCACAGCUGAGCAGAUCAGUGCCAGCCUGGCCAGAGCGUCUCCACAGCUGAGGCAGUGUGUGGCCUCCUGCAAACACAUCGCUGAGACUGCAAGGCAACAGAACAGCUUCCAGAAUGAGAAUGAAGAGUGGUUCCUGGUUGCCCGGGUGAUCGACAGGGCCUGCUUUAUCGUCAUGGCCUCUUUGUUUUUUAUCGGCACUAUUGGGAUCUUCCUGAUGGGUCAUUUCAACCAGCCUCCCCUCUCACCGUUCCCCGGGGAUCCUAAGCGGUAUCUCCCUCCCAUGAACAAUCUCACAGAUCCAACCCAGAGCGGGACUGGGGCAGAGUUUUUGGGUUGACACAGAAGUAAAUUCACCAGAUUGUAAUCCCCUUAUCUGACGUGGAAAUCAGGCUUCGUCUGUCAGUGAUCUUUCACUAAUGAGUGCAGAAAGGAGAGAUGAUACAGCUGCGUGUAAUGAGAAUCUUUGGAUUAUCACAAAAAUGCUUGUCGGUGGUGAUAAAGGAUCUUCUGCACAAUUGCAUGAAUACCACGUUUGCUCUGUGA